CAAAUGCAGGAGCCGUUCGGUCGCGCGCGCGUCUAUCUCACCAUACUGUUGUUGUCGGAAAUCUUGCUCGGCUUGGCCAUUAUAAUCGUAACGGCCAUUUAUCAACGCAUACUGGGCGCUUACAUGGCAGAUGUCGAGCGAAAAAUGCUGGGCGGUCAAUUCUUCAACACCUACAUACUCGGUUUUCAACUAAUGGUUGUGUAUGCCUGCAGCAUUGCCAUGUGGUCCUCGCUGUGGUCGCGUCGCUGUUCACCCAACGUCAAUUUGCUACUCAAUCUGUGGAUGUUCUUUUGUUUUGUGGUCGUCUUCUGCGGGUUCGGCACCAUUUGGUCAUUGAUCACGUGCGCCGAUGCGUUGGAGAACACAGCGGAAAUGUCGCUACUUAAGGGUAUCGAUCUCUACUACACAUGCCCAGAGUGGAAGCUGCUUUGGGACGGUUUACAGUAUCAUAAGGAAUGUUGUGGCGUGCACAGUUACAAGGAUUGGAUGAAGGCCUCCUGGAUGCCAGCAGAGGCAACGGAGUGUCAGUCGGCGAGCAGUGAAACCGCUUUGGCGCCGUACGCUUGUUGCAAGCACACGUGCGCCACCUGCUUCGAGAAUUAUAUACCGCGCACCGACAACAGUCGCAUACCCUACCUGACGCUGUCGCAGAUCAACACCGAGGGCUGUUUGCCGCUGUUCACCAACAAAAUGUGGGAGAUCCUCUAUGUGCUGAUUGCGCUGGUGCUGAUUGCCUUCAAAUUGGACCUCCUCAUCUGCUGUUUGGCGAAGUAUAUCAUACGCAAGCAAGCCGAAAUUGACUGUUGCACUUGCGACAAUGAUGCUUGCGAUGAUGACGACGGGCGUCCGAUGGUGGUUGUGAAAUGUCCUACCACACGCUGUGUCAAGUUCGACGGCGAUGAGGGCGGAAAUCCGCAGGUGGCGUGUAAGGUGGGCAGAUCACAUGGCGGCAUGAGCGAGCCUUGCACGUGCUGCAGCGGCGACAAUAUGUUGCGUGGCUAUACCGUUAAGCAGGAAGUGCUGCACAUGUCAACACCGUCACCAACGCAACGCGCCACACGCUUCUGCAACUGCAGCGCUGGCGGUGGUGUUGGUGGCGCUGGUGGCGCCAAUGAAUCUCGUAUAUUGCAUUAAAUAAGUUUAAGUGGCAUUUACACCGAGUGCGAAUUGUUGCC
Molecule: messenger RNA, 1175 nt
Organism: Bactrocera latifrons
Lineage: Eukaryota; Metazoa; Arthropoda; Insecta; Diptera; Tephritidae
Exons: 4
Coding region: 4-1134 (376 amino acids)
Cellular component (GO): membrane
Source: RefSeq, a predicted model, not a curated record